AUGCAGGUUUCCGAUAUUGAUAAUGUGAAGAUUUACAAUCUUAGUGCGGGAAAAUCUUUACCUGAUUGGUUAACAGAGAGAAAGAAACGUGCACUGUUAAAGAAGAAUGUUGAUCUACGAAGAAGAAUCGAAUUAAUUCAGGAGUUUGAUAUGCCAGGUGUGAGUACAAGUAUACGGGCAUCUAAAGAUGGUCAGUAUAUUAUGGCUACAGGCAUUUACAAACCCAGAGUCAAAUGUUAUGAUGUAAAUAAUUUAUCUUUAAAAUUUGAGAGAUGCUUAGAUUCUGAAGUUGUUACAUUUGAAAUUCUUAGUGAAGAUUAUACAAAGAUUGUUUUUCUACAAUGUGACCGUUAUGUCGAGUUUCAUGUAGGUCAUGGAAGACACUAUAGGUUAAGAGUGCCACAUUUUGGAAGAGAUAUGACAUAUCAUAAACCCUCAUGUGAUCUUGUUGUUGUUGGCGCCUCAAGUCAAGUGUACAGGUUGAAUUUGGAACUUGGUCAAUUUUUGGCACCAUAUGUGACAAAGGCAACAGAAAUUAACUGCUGUAGUGUAAAUGAGGAGCAUGGUCUAUUAGUCUUCGGAACUGAAGGUGGCCAUGUGGAAGCAUGGGAUCCCCGCACAAAAUCUCGCCAAGGCAUACUUGACUGUGCUUUACACUGUUCUGAUGCUGACUAUAGAAAUUCAACUAUACCCUCCAUAACAGCCUUAAAAUUUAAUGGUGCUCUACAAAUGGGUGUUGGUACUUCAUCAGGACAUGUACUUUUAUAUGAUAUAAGAUCUAGUAAACCUCUUCUAGUUAAGGAUCACAUGAAUGAAAUUCCUAUUAAGCAAGUAGAAUUUCAUAAGCAGAUGAAUUAUGUGUAUUCUAUGGAUGCUAAUGUUGUUAAGAUAUGGGAUAAAAAUACAGGCAAGCAGUAUACAAAUAUUGAGUCAUCUGUGGAUUUCAAUGAUCUUUGUAUUAUACCAAACACAGGACUUUGUAUGAUGGCAAUGGAGGAUCAGAAAAUGCAAAUAUACUAUGUGCCAUCACUAGGUCCUGCCCCCAAAUGGUGUGCAUUCUUAGAUAAUUUGACUGAGGAAAUGGAGAGCUCGGCCUCCCAAACAGUUUAUGAUGAUUACAAGUUUGUUACAAAACAGGAGCUCGAGUCUUUGGGUCUCGAUCAUCUUCUUGGCACAAAUCUUUUAAGGGCUUACAUGCAUGGAUAUUUCGUCGACGUGCGAUUGUAUAAACGAGCGAAAUCAAUAGCAGAUCCAUUUGCCUUCGAAGAGUAUAAGAAACGUAAAAUCAGGGAGAAAAUUGAACAAGAGAGGCCUUCGAGGCUCAAAGUUGAUGAUAAUUUGCCGAAAGUCAACCGAGAUCUCGCUUCGCGCUUACUCGAUGAUGACAGACCUAAGAAGAAGCAAACUGCCAAUUUGCUUAAAGAUGACAGAUUUAAGGCUAUGUUUGAAAACCCUGAGUUUGAAGUUGACAAAGACGCUGAGGAGUACCGUCUGUUGAACCCAGUUCUGUCCCGCCUUGGCAAGAGUAAGGCCAAUAAUAAACCAGAAGCGGAACCUAUGCAGAUUGAAGGUGACGACGAGGAAGGAGACUCUGACCAAGAAUUUUACGACACCAGUGGAGACAGUUCUGACGAGGACCGCACCUGGGUGAAAGAAGUAAAGAAGCAACAUAAAAUAAUAAGACACAAAAAGCAGGAUAUAGAAGAAAGUGGAGAAGACAAAAUGUAUGAAUUGAGUGCGCCACCCAAAAACGGUAACAUAAGGAACAUAAUGAAAGUCAGCAACAAAAGUUUAGGUGAAAGAUUGGGUAAAGAGGGCGCCACCAUUUUCUCUGGAAUUGGAGGCAAUAGAGAGAUGAAGUUUGUCAUGAGAGGAAAGAAGACAGAUAAUAAUCAGAAGAAUAUGAAGAAGCAUUAUGAAGAAAGAAAACGGUUGGUUAGAAGAACAGGAUUUCUUAAAAAGAAACGAUAA
This is a messenger RNA of Pieris macdunnoughi, 1971 nucleotides long. Lineage: Eukaryota; Metazoa; Arthropoda; Insecta; Lepidoptera; Pieridae. The record is from the annotation of a GenBank genome assembly.